GCUCUCCGGCCCUUCCCUCUGGCCGGCCCGGUCGCCCGCUUGGUCCUCCACCGCCAGGGGGCGGGCGCGGCUUCCCGGCGGCGGGGGCCCAUUGGUCGCGGUGGGGAAGCGUGGGAGGAGGCCCAGCGGCGAGCUGGCUUUCUCCUGGCCACUUGCGGGGGUGAGGGGCAGCCGGAGGAGUCCGAGAGAAAGCCGAGGCGCGAGCUGGAGGCGGCGGCUCCCGUCGGCCUCCGGCAGGACUGAGCGCUGGGAGGCCGGAAGGCGGGCGCGCACGGCGGAGAGGCGGGCGGGAGGCCGGAGCAUAUUAAUGAAAAGCACCAUAGACUGAAAAACCAAACAUGAGGGUAGCAGGUGCUGCAAAGUUGGUGGUAGCUGUGGCAGUGUUUUUACUGACAUUUUAUGUUAUUUCUCAAGUAUUUGAAAUAAAAAUGGAUGCAAGUUUAGGAAAUCUAUUUGCAAGAUCAGCAUUGGACACAGCUGCACGUUCCACAAAGCCUCCCAGAUAUAAGUGUGGGAUCUCAAAAGCUUGCCCUGAGAAGCAUUUUGCUUUUAAAAUGGCAAGUGGAGCAGCCAACGUGGUGGGACCCAAAAUCUGCCUGGAAGAUAAUGUUUUAAUGAGUGGUGUUAAGAAUAAUGUUGGAAGAGGGAUCAAUGUUGCCUUGGUAAAUGGAAAAACAGGAGAAGUAUUAGACACUAAAUAUUUUGACAUGUGGGGAGGAGAUGUGGCACCAUUUAUUGAGUUUCUGAAGGCCAUACAAGAUGGAACAAUAGUUUUAAUGGGAACAUACGAUGAUGGAGCAACCAAACUCAAUGACGAGGCACGGCGGCUCAUUGCUGAAUUGGGGAGCACAUCUAUUACUAAUCUUGGUUUUAGAGACAACUGGGUCUUCUGUGGUGGGAAGGGCAUUAAGACAAAAAGCCCUUUUGAACAGCACAUAAAGAACAAUAAGGAUACAAACAAGUAUGAAGGAUGGCCUGAAGUUGUAGAAAUGGAAGGAUGCAUCCCCCAGAAGCAAGACUGAUGGAAAUGUGGAGAGAAUUGAAGAAAGCGCACUUUCACUAUUAAUGGGAGACCUAUAAAUGGCAGAGCUAUGUGUAAAUAUUUUAAGAGCAUGCAGCCAUCUUGGUGUGUGCAUGAGUAUUGUCUCUUUUGAUAGCAGGAUUAUUUAUUGCUAACGUAAAUAGAUAGCAUUGUAAAUAGUCAUCACAAUGAUCAAGUCACUGAACCAUGUCUCCACACAUUUCCCUAAAUACAAUGUUGAGACUGCUAUGGCAAUACAUAUUUUAAAUUCUAAAAGCAUACGCAAUGUGUAACUGAAUGGUUUGUGAAAAAUAUAUUGAUAUAUGUACUAGUUGCUGUGAAAAUAUCAUGGAAUAAUAUGGAUUUUAGGGUGGAUACUUUAUUUUCUUUUAUACCUCUAUAUAUUGCCUUGUGAUGACAUUAUCUUUUAAAUUAAAAAGAGAUUUGGCUAGUUGUGUGUGUAAUGUUACUUUACAGUCCAACUCUCCUGAUGUACCUCUUUUCAUGAUCUUUUUCUUUCCUUCCCAAGAAACUGAGGAAUGUUUAAUAUGAAAACAUACAUCGGAUAUGUGAAAAGCACAACAAAAUUCUUAAUGUACACAGUAAAAAAGUAAAUAUAUAAAUGUAGAUGGCAUUUAGGACCACAGCUUGUUGGAUUUGUGUUUGCUAUGGGAAUAACUUGAUUCUGUAUAAGCUAUUUAGAGUGAGGCUGGAGGUGGCAGCUUCACAGAACUGGAGAACCGGGCCAAGUCCCCUCCCAACCUGAUUAGGUCGUUCAGGACAGCUAAGUCAGUAUAUUUAGAGCAAUACUAGCAUAUGUUUUUCUUAAUUGUUAUCAGCAUUGACCAAGUGGUUUGGAAGGAGGCAUGCUUUAAUAUCACAAUAAUUUUGAUUUGUAAACCAAGAAAUUAAUCGUGUGUUUAUCUAACUUCAUAAUAGCAAUUAUUGCCCGAAGCUAUAGUGGCAUAUUUACAAAAGUUCUUAUUACUGGGUGGACUGAUAACAUUUAAAAAAUGAUUGUGUUUGACCCCAGAUGACUUUAUACCCAAUUCUACAUAAAAAUAUAGAAGAUUUAUCUUUUUUGUUACCUUCAGAUGUUCACUAAAUAAGUCAGUUUUUAAGCAGAAGUUUUCAGGGCAUUAAAUAUAUGUUGUGUAUGAAGUAUCUCAAACUGGAACAUAAAUUUAGUGAUCAAACUGCCAUUCACAAUGUAAGGCAGCACUUAAAUUUUGAACCUAAAUUUUAGAUGCGUUGUAUAAAAAAAACGUAAAAGCAGUAUCUGUUAUUUAGCUGCAAACCAAGUUGAAAGCUAUUCAGAUAAUUUCUUAAAUAUUGAUGAACUUUGGAGUACUGUUUCUUCCUUCAAACUGAAUGUAAUUCAUGAAUAAAUGCACCUUAUAUGUUUAAACAAUCUUUGUAUACUUUUGGGAUUUUUGGUGCUUAUAUGCUAAAUCACAUUCAGCAUGUGUAUUUUGACAUUUAAAAUACUUUCAUCAAUUCUGUAAAUUAAAAGAAUAGUUAUUUUACAGUUCCAGGGAUUGUGAAAUAAACGUUGCAGUUUUUUAAAAUAAUGAAAAUAAAUACUCUUGGUUUUGCUUUGUGAA
Nomascus leucogenys (northern white-cheeked gibbon) is the source of this 2625-nucleotide messenger RNA. It is a transcript of the gene FAM3C, whose product is annotated as FAM3 metabolism regulating signaling molecule C. NCBI's taxonomy places the organism in Eukaryota, Metazoa, Chordata, Mammalia, Primates, Hylobatidae. The record is from RefSeq and is a predicted model, not a curated record.